Molecule: messenger RNA, 1692 nt
Organism: Paramecium tetraurelia
Lineage: Eukaryota; Ciliophora; Oligohymenophorea; Peniculida; Parameciidae
Exons: 8
Source: RefSeq, a predicted model, not a curated record
AUGCAGAAUCAAUACUUUGUAAAAGGGUUAGGAUUUAGUCAGAAAUAGGAGCCUUAAGAGACUCGAUCUUAUGGUCGUAUUAAAAAAACUCCAUAUUCGGCAUAUAACAAUAGAAGUUAUAAUUUAAACUAUCACGAUAUUAGGAUGUGUCAACAUCAUGUAAAAAAGAUGGUGGUUAUUCUCAAUAACGCGAUUAAGAAUUAGGCUGCAACAAUGUUCAAAUAUUUGAGGUAGUUUUGUCAACUUGAAUUAGAAGAAAUAAAGGCCUAAUUAAGAGUAAUCUAAGAAGGAUUGUUGAGAUUCCAACAUGCUAUAUCAUUAUACAAUUAGAGAUUAAAAGGCACUGGAUUUUUUUAUAUUGCAAAAGUGGAUGUAAUGUCCCAUUUGAAAAAAGAAUUAAGAAAUCAGCACUCCUUAUAGUAUUAGCCACUUACUCAUCAAAUAUUUAGGAAAUGGUUAAAGUUGACACUCGAAUUGAAAUUAAAUCGAGUUCUGAAAUAAUAAUAAUAGAAUAUGAUAGGUUUUUAUAAAUUCACUCUGUGCAAAAUAAUAACAAAAUAAGACUCAUUAAAAGUAUGGAGUUUUAAUAAAUUAAGAAUUACUCAAAGAAAAUCAAAGUUAAACAGAUUAAUAAUUAACUUAGGUUUAUAGUAUUUGAGACUUAAUCUAUAUAAUGCUGAAGAUGCGACUUACUAAUACUUAAGGAAACCACAUUUAUUAUAAUAAAUAGAGGCAUUCUAAAAAAUAAAGCAUUAUAAAUAUUUCAACUCCAAUCAGCAUUACUUUAUUUUAAUUUUAGUCAACAAAUUCAAUAGUAAAUUACAUGUAUUGAGAACAUUGUUCUUUUCAUCCAUUAAAAGAGUUGAUCAUCAUAUAGAGUAUGUGGUACCAAACGAAUAAAAAUAAUAAUUCGACAUAGAACUAGCAAGAUAGUUAGUUCAUUGCAAAUUGGAACACUAAAAACUAUAAUAGAGAUUUAUUAAAAAAUCAAAUUUGCAUGCUCCAAUUGGAAUCUUUGAAUCAAUCAAAACAAUAUUUUAUAAAUCAAUGCUACCCUGUUUCAUUCGAAUACGAGGAUCUCUAAAAUAAUCUUAAGCACAAGAUAUUGAAGUUUAAGAUGGAAUCUCAAAAAAUUUAAGCAUUUUAGCGAGUAAACUAAGCUCAAAAAUUAAAACGAAAAAUCGAAAAUCUUAAAACUUAGACAUUAAUUUAAGACUUGAAACAAUUUUCAGAAAGAAUUACAUGCAUGAAAGAAAACUAAUAUUGAAUUCAUUAAAGAAAUGGUAAAUGAUUACAUUUCCUGUCUAAUUAUACCAUGAUUAUGAGAUGAGAUUAAAAGUAUUGUAAAAUGAAAAGGAAGUAAUAAUGACUGACAUUGAAUAACUAGAAAUAUUGAAUAAUGAAUUGAUGAAUACCAUGAAUGAAGUUAAAAAAACUUUUCUAUCUGAUGAAUCCAAUCUUAAUACUUCCAAAAAGAAUGACCAAAAACAAAUAGAAAUCCAAAGAUUUGAUAUUUAAGAUAACCUAACCUCACAGAAAGAGAUCAAGAUUGCUUUUGAAUAUGUUGAUUACCUCAAAGAAGAUAAUAUUGAUUUAAAGAAGUAAGUUCAAUUGAAUGAGUAACUUAUGAUGAACGAAAUUUAAUAAUUAGAAUAAGAACUCUAAGAACUAAAAAAUUAAUUAUCAAAUUGA